Messenger RNA from Petromyzon marinus (sea lamprey), 4036 nucleotides. It is a transcript of the gene TSEN15, whose product is annotated as tRNA splicing endonuclease subunit 15. The record is from RefSeq and is a predicted model, not a curated record. Gene Ontology annotation, molecular function: nucleic acid binding. Lineage: Eukaryota; Metazoa; Chordata; Hyperoartia; Petromyzontiformes; Petromyzontidae. Gene Ontology annotation, biological process: tRNA splicing, via endonucleolytic cleavage and ligation.
CGAUGACGUCAUUCUCCGUUCGCGGCAUGUGACGUCACGCCGUCGCGAGAGCACGCGCGUGAACGCUGUUGUCGUCCACGUGACCCGCGGGUGAUCAGAAUUGUGAUGGUAGCAAGUAGUCGGAGUGUACUAAAUAUAUAUUUUUAAAUAGAACGUUGAAUAUCGUAGAACUGUUAUAGCGCUUGGGAAAACGUAACUUCUAGCACAUCGCGCGUGUGUGGAGUCCCCAGGGGGGGGGGGGGGGCGUGGCUGCAGCCUGACGGAGCGAGUGGGUAGCGAGCGGGCCCCCCCCAAACCACCAGGCCACAAACAACAACAACAACCACCACCCAACCACGCCGACUGGGUUGGAGGAAGAGGAGGAGGAGACCCACGGUCGUCGUGUUAAACAUUCACAACUCGAAGACCGCUGCUAACCGAGUGGUGAUGUCGGUGAACGUGACGACGCCUCCAGCUGCCCGGGGGGGCACUUUGUGGGUCCUGAACCAUCCCAAGUACAAGGAGCUCCUGGACUUGAAGGUGGCCGAGGACAGCGAGGCAUUCACGACGCUUGUCGUUUACCUUGACCUACUGGAAGUGCGCUGCUGGACGGAGGUGAACACGGCAGCGUCGCGCGAGCUCGGCCUGCUGUACGUGACGGGCCGCCCCGCGGAGGGAAAGCCGCUCACCGUGGUGCUGCCCGUGUCCUCCCAGGCCUCUGUCAGCCACUGCCGGAUUCACGAGAUCAUGAAGCACACGUGCGUGGGCACGGAGCCGGCGAGCGUCACGCUGGCCAUCGCGGAGAGCGAUUCCACGGUGGUUUACUACCGGCUGACGGACGGCCUCGUCACGCCGGAGCCCCCCGACUGCGUCGAGGACGUGGACAACAAGCAGUGGAGGCGGCGCCGACGACGCCAGCUGCGCUGAGGCACAAGCCUAGAGCGUCGCCCUCGCACGGACAACGCCGUGGUGGGGGGCGGGGGGGGGCGGGGGGGGGGGGCGGAUCCGCGCGACCCGGUGUGACGCGCGCAGCGACCCGAUUUGGCGCCGACGUGGAUGCGGCGAUGGCGGGUCGGAGCGGUCGCCAGAUCUGAGCGACCCCCAUCCAAGGAGGCUCGACGGAAGCUCAGCGCAGCGCUUUGGGAGAGAGAGUACGUGACGGCAAACAAAAUUGGACCUGCAUUAAAGAGGCGUAAAACCUCCGCGUGCCACCGCACAAAGGGAUGAGCCAUGCUUCGGGAUUUUAAGAGCAGAACAGAGGCAGAGGGUUUCACUGUGGUCUCGCGGGUACUGAGGAGGCAAGGGUAAAUAAUAGACUCGUAAGGAUUCAACGAUUGAAAUCAGUUUCUCAUGCUCGCGAUGCAGUCGUCAAAAAUGGUGCAUCGAGGAAUCGACUAUGAUUUUGAAGCAUGAUGCUAAUGUACUUUUAGGUUCGAAGAAACGGAACAUAAACGAUCAAGAAAUACGGUGCGAAUGAGACAUUACUAACAGGUCAAAUUAAGGAAUCAAUUCGUGGUCCCACAUUUUGAGGGUUUAGUCUCCAGGAGGGGGAAGUGAAUCGUUGGAUGCUCAGUAAAUUGCACUGACCGGCCCACUAUUGCUUUUGAAUUCUGCUGAUAUCCUGUCACGUUUUAAUCCACUACCACAUCAACUUAUUCCCCAAAAAAACACUUCCUAGAGAAUACUGAACAUCAAAUUGUUGAUUUAAAGCUUUCGUGACUGCAGGGAUUCAUAUUCUUGGUUCUUUCGGUAAAGUCACGUAGAAGGGAAAUAAUAAAAUAGUAAUAUUGUUUAAUAUUUUGAUUAUUUUAUUAUUUCCCUUCUACGUGACUUUACCGAAAGAACCAAGAAUAUCAAAUUUUUUAUGAUCAAUUUUUCAAUAAUGUUACGCUGUUUAACUAUGAAGUACAUUUUGUUUUACGCAACUGUACAACUUUAUUCAAAUUCUUAGCUCUUUCGGUAAAGUCACGUUGAAGGGAAACAAUAAAGUCACGUUGAAGGGAAACAAUAAAAUAUUGUUUCCCUUCAACGUGACUUUACCGAAAGAGCUAAGAAUAUGAAUUACUGCAGUCACGAAAGCUUUAAAUCAAGAUUUAACUUUAUUCAACUUUCAUGUUCUAAUUGUUUCAUGUUUUAAGCACUGAAGAUGCUUGACAAAUGUUUACGAUAAACUCACAGUUCUGUUACUCAUCGCAUUGCCUCCUGUUGACACUAAAUGGUGUUACACUUUAGAUUGUACUUGUGAAGAUAGAAGUAACAAGCUGGGAAGAUAGUAAUUUCAAGGAGCCUAAUGCAUGCAUAUUCACUAUGCUUGUGGGGCAGAAUAACAUUACUUUUAAGAUUAAUAUUUUUUCUUGAAAGUUUCUUGUUGCCAAUCGUGUCCAAAAACUAUUGUAGAUCUGGGCUUUUUGUAUUGGUAAGCUGUGGCGAGUUUCGUAGUGAAAACAUGUUACCUAACAGAUGGAUAGGCAUCAUUAUGCAGGGUGUCUAUAGAGGUAUCAUCCAUUAUUAAAGAAUGUUAAUUCGCACUUUAAUUUCGGUCGAUAAAACUGUACAGGCACUUGGUAGUAUGACAACUUUAUAAGUUUAAUCGCUCUAAACCUUCGCAAAUCUUUCACGGCAUUGGCAACACAUCACACCGAGAUUUGGGAGUCCCCGGGUGUUUGGCAACACCUCAGCUGUGAUUGUUUUGAAUGCCUCUGUUUGGAAUCAACUUGUCAAAGCGCCUGCACAUGGCGAGUGUACGUUUUGAGAUGCGUUACGUGACCUGUGGUGCAAUCCAUACCAAAUUCCAGUUAAGGUCUUUGAAUCGACUUGUGUGGACUAGGCGCUAUGGCUGUGGUCCAACACGUUGAACAGCCUCCCCAGACGUGGAUGGCUUGCGAACUAACGUGCGUGAUUCCAAAUAAACGUGCCAAACAUUUUAAAAUCUACGAUUGCCGGCAUUAAAUGCUCUGCAAUACUGUAGGGUUUUUUUCCCCAAGUCUUAAGAAAUAUUAUUGUAACGAAGACACGACUUUAAAAUAUCGCUUACACAAUCUUGCUUUAUAUAGUAAUAUAAGGAUGCUCUUGGUGGUUUGCUGACAUCUAGUGGUAAAAAAACCCGUGUGUUAGUGUAUCGAUCAAACUGAUGUCAAUUCUUGUUUAAUAAUAGAGGGCACCUUUAUGGACACCUAAUACUUUUGCUGACCUUACCAAUUGGCAGUCUCGCAGCUCCUUCACAAUGUACAGUUUAAAAAUGACGUUUUUAAAAAACAAAUUAAUUUGGUACUGGCGAAUUUGAGAUUCGAGUGUUUUUUUUUGACAACUGUUGUGCAUACGAUGGGUCCCCUUGUUUAAGAGACCACAAGGGCAAUCGGUGGACGUGAGCCCUGACUCACCGUGGAAGAAAACCACAGUGCUUCGGCCGUGUUCCAUGACACGGCGUGGACUGGACGGGCCUGAGAGAGGCUGUUGUACGGUCUGCAGAUAACAGCGGAUCUUCUUUCGUAUGAAUUAAUAACAGCAGAUUAAAGAUGUAAUUGUAGAUUUGUUAUCCGCUCAAUUGUCUGUUCAUAAGCAGAGUGGUUCUCCUCCAUUCCUCCUGUGAAGGAGUGAAGACAACAGCGGCGUGUUUACGAUGUGGUCCAUGGUUUGGAAUUCGUGGACGCACUCGCAGGCCGCCGAAUCUUUGAUGUGCCAUUUGUGGCAUCAAGGUGGGCGCAUCGGCCAUGCCCGGUCCCGAUUCGGUUGAUGGUCGAUCAUCGGCGGCGUGGAAGGUUGAAUCGCAACUCGCCCUGGUUCCCCACGGCCGCGUACAAAGAGAGCUCAAUUCAAGUGUUACCUGGCUCCACCUUGUGGCAGUAUCCGCAACGUCGACACGCAAAGUACCGACAAGGAAACUUGCGCAACCUGCAAGUAGCCGUCAUCUUGACAGAUUCAAUCAGUAUCAUCUUGUUAAAACAUAACUUUUCCCUUGAACGCUUUACAUUUGACCUAAUUUAUGGACGGUUAUUUUGCAGGUCCUGUUUAUAUCCAGUUUUGUGUAUAAGGUUCAUGUUUAAACUGUGACAAAAAA